UGCUCACGGCCUCACUCGCGGCGGCAGUGUCAGUGCGGUGGGACCUCAGGGGAGCGAUACAGGAGGCACUGUGAACUUGUGAUGAGAUAACGAGCCAUGACUGUCACCUACACUGCAGAGGUUGCCACCUGCAGGGGUUUCGGCUGCUUCCUCAAACUCCUCGUCAGGUGGAAGGGGAGUAUCUACAAGCUAGUAUGGCCGGACCUGAUCGCUUUCCUCACCAUAUACUACUCCCUCAGCGUCCUCUACAGAUAUGUCUUGGAUCCUGACCAGAAAAAGCUGUUUGAAGAGGUAUCCGAUUACUGUGAGAAGUUCAUCAACCUGAUCCCUCUGUCGUUUGUGCUGGGGUUCUACGUCGCGCUGAUCAUGGUGCGCUGGUGGGACCAGUACCUCGCCAUCCCUUGGACGUCCUCUCUCGCAGUCUACAUCAGCGCCCACAUAUACGGGCAGGAUGAGCGAGGGAGGUUGAUGAGGCGAACAAUCAUGCGAUACGUCUGCCUGUGCCUCACCAUGGUCUUUACCAUGAUCUCUCCACGGGUCAAGAAGAGGUUCCCUACCCUUGACCACUUUGUUGAUGCAGGUUUGCUCCUGGAAAACGAGAAAGCAAUCAUCGUAGAUCUGAACAACAAGUUUCCCAGACACUCGAAGCAUUGGUUGCCCAUCGUGUGGGCUGCCAGUAUCGUGACGAGGGCCAGGAAGGAAGGCCGGAUCCGAGACGAUUUUGCCGUCAAGACUAUCAUUGAUGAGAUCAAUACAUUCCGUGGCAAGUGCGGACUGCUGCUCAACUACGACUCCAUCAGUGUCCCACUCGUCUAUACUCAGGUGGUAACCCUGGCCACUUACUCAUUCUUCAUCACAUCAGUUCUGGGUCGCCAGUGGUUGGACAUCAAUGAGGGCAAUUUAAAGAGUCGCAAAAACCCUAUCGACUACUACUUCCCUGUGCUUACUACACUCCAGUUUUUCUUCUACAUGGGAUGGCUGAAAGUGGCAGAGAGCUUGAUAAACCCCUUCGGUGAAGACGACGACGACUUUGAGGUCAACUGGAUUGUGGACAGAAAUGUCACUGUUUCGUACCUGAUAGUGGACGAGAUGCAUCAUGAGCAUCCUGAACUGAUCAAGGACCAGUACUGGGACGAGGUGUUCCCCACAGAGCUGCCGUAUACGGUGGCAUCCGAGCCAUUCCGAGAGCGGGCCCCACAGCCCAGUACCGCCAACAUUGCAGUGAGUGCGGCUGAGAGCGAGUUGCUGGCACCCUCAAGCCUCAAAAUAGACGGUGAUAUGGAGAAGCUGAUGAGUGAGGACGCACAGAGCGGGAUACACUUUGUGGCAAAGAGGUCGAGCAGCAGACGCUCGGUGGACGAGCGGCCCCGCACCUACAGUGGCGGCUCCACCACGAGUGUCAACACCCAGCUGAUGGGCAGCACAGCGAACAGUCUCCACCGCGUCGGUAGUGUCACCUCCGUGCUCAAGCGGCUCUUCUCCCGCGACUCCACUGGUGCCACCGUCGACGCAGGAGGAGGACAACCAAUGAGAGAGGGAAUGGGCAGCACUAACCGUCUGCACCCCAGCCGCAGCUCAGACAGCCUGGUGAACGCCAAGUACACGGCAGGCGGCAGCGUAAGGAUAGCGGACCGAAUUGCAGACCAGGUCAUAGAGGAGGUGGACGAGCAGCAGACUAUAACCUCGAUGGCAGGAAGGCCCCCAGAGCAGCGACCGACAAUACAGGACAUUUUCCCCAACACAGGACCACCUCCGCCGUCCGCUCCUCUUCCUGUGCCACCAGGUCGGAACACGUCCACGUACUUCUCCCACUCUGCCCCCAACACGUCAGCAGUGCCCCCCACUUCGUCUCUAUCCCCCGCCCGCUCCGUAGCUACCUACACCGACAUGCUGUCGAUGAAGAGUGCCCCAGGGUUGGGCAACGACAACAGCUCGGGACUGGGCAGUGGUAGCCUAGGAGCCGGUGUGGACACCAUCAGUAUCGGUUCCAACACCGACUCCUCGGAGGACGAAUUCACACGGCUGAAACACGCGAGGAUGCAGGAGAGGAUACGGUACGCACGUUCCAUCAGUGCCAGCAAGGCAUGGCCGAGGGGAGAGGGGGAGAGUGAAUCUCUACUUACAAACAUGAUGGACUCCACGAGGAUUGGUUCAGUCCGGUCGCCGAGGAACAGUCUGCACGGAGACAGGGGCGAGUCGUGAUCUUAGUAAAUCGCCAACAUAAACCUAAACAUUCCCCUUUAUAAGUAAGGAUAGUAUUAAGAAACUUGUGAUUGGUACUGUAUAACCGGACAUAGAAGUAAACUCUGUGUACCCGCUUUACAUUGCUAGGCAAUUUUAUUUUUCUCAAUCAGGUUUACGUUCAGACCUAGGCAGUAUUUUACAUCUGGUGAAGUAAAUGAGUAUAUGCUAAGUGGCAAUAGCAAAUUGUACUUGUUUUCAUGUCUGUAUCGAAUAGUACAAAGUUUUGCAAGAAACAGAUUUAUUAAAUUUUAGGCAAUUGUAAUGUCUACAAAAUAUUAGCUGUAAUAAUCCAAUAUUCUUCAUAAAAAUAAGUGGACAAACAGUUUAGUUACAUGCAUUUGUUUUGUAAAUUUGGUGCUAGGUUUUAUUAAUUAUUUUAAAGAAACUCCAAUUUAUGUGUCAGUCCAAUUUUUUAUCUCUAGAAUUAAUUUGGAUGGAUUUUUCCUUAAUUACAAUGUUGUACCAACAAUUAAGUAAUUUAUAAGAUCUAUAAAACUGCUCAUUUUUGUAUUUUUAUUGGUGUUCUUAUAAGAGCUUAAUGUUCUCCAUUACGUACAUAUGUUAUGUAUGUACAUGGAGCAGACAUUUCAGUUAGCUCAUAUGUGAAACGGGUUAAAACUGGUUUGAAUCCGGUUUUUGUUUUUUAUCAGACGAGUUCAGUGUAACAAGAUUCAUGAAAGACAUUUUAAGAUUGUCACAUUUUGUUACUUUUGUGGAUAAUUUAUUAACACGAUAAUGCUUGGUUGAAUAAAUUUCAAAUUGAUGUCAAUAAUGUGUACAUCCUACCUAUAAAAUGUUCCAUAUCCCACAUUAUUGAAAUUUUUGCUAUCCAUUGGCACUCUUAUUAGCCAGAUUUAAAUCAAAUUUGUGAGAAUAAUUGAUAAUCUUUGGCCUUGAAGGAUUUAAAUUAAAGGUAUCUUUUAACUUUUAACCCUAUAACUGACAGUAUUUUAUUGUGCUAUCACGCCUAUUUUCUGAUAAGCAAAGGAUCUUUAAACUGCUUUGAUUCAUGUUAUUUUUCUCAAAAGUAUCUUUGUUGUGUAUGCUUUUUCAGUAUGAAAUGAGAAAUUUAGUUAUGUUAUAAAAGAUUCAUAAAAUUGCUCACACAGGGUAAAUAACAAUAAUUAGUAUAGUAAUAAAAUUUUGUUGUAAACUUCAACUUAUGUGUUCCAUGGUUUUUAUCAAAAAAUAAUUUAAUCAUAAAUCAAGAUAUCCAGAAAUGGGAAGUAUAUUUAAAAGUGAUAAGUAUUUAGAAGACCUAAUAGUGUGAUACUGAAAUUUAAAAAAAUGACAAUUGAAGAAAAGCACAACACUUUUUUCAUUGGAAAGUGAUUUACAUAAAACAUUUACCUAAUAUUUGUUAAAAUAAAGUUAUUGCAAAUUAUAUGUUAUCUUAUAGCUAAGAAUUCAAAAUUUUGAUUAAUAAACAGCAUUUGUUGGGUACUUUAAUUUUUAUCUGUAUCAAAGUUGAAAUACUAGAAUAAUGUAUCAACACCUACAAAAUAUCUUUAUACUAUAAAUAUUUAAUAGUUUAUUUAAUUAACAAAAUACAGAUGACACAAUAUUAAUUGUUGGUUAAAAAAGAAGCAUGCCAUAUUGACUAAAUUUUAGUUGAGGCCAGUAAGAGGGUUAAGUAGCUUUAUUAAUUAUUCAUUACUCAAUUAUUCUUAGCGGAACAAAGAUAAAAAUUGUGGCCGUAGGCAUAACAUUUCCUAUGUCAUGUAAUAGGUUUCCCGCAAUUUGUAAUUUUUUGUCUUUUGUAGACCCAUAAGUAUUUUUUUGUAAAUUACAUACAAUGAUUACUGUUUUGUUGUUAUAUUGCACAAAUAAUAACUCAAUUAGUAUUAAUACAUAUUCUCAUUGUGUUUUAAGUACUUUGCGUUGUACAAUUUUGAAUGGUCGUUGACUCAUCAUCAGUAAAUUUUACUACUACUAGGAAGAAACAGUGCCUCUUAAUUCUUGAAUUACUGUUACAUUUGUUCACACACAUUUAGAGUUGAAUAAUUCUCACAUCAUGUUCAAUAAUUAGUUUUACCACUCAUUUUGAAAUACUCAAUUGUAAGCAAUGCUCAAUAAGCUUGUAAUUAAAUCAUAAUCUGUUCAUCUUAAUUUCAGGUAUAAUCAAUAAAUACUCUGUAGACUGA
Messenger RNA from Homalodisca vitripennis (glassy-winged sharpshooter), 4388 nucleotides. RefSeq names its product bestrophin-4-like. Gene Ontology annotation, molecular function: chloride channel activity. The record is from RefSeq and is a predicted model, not a curated record. NCBI's taxonomy places the organism in Eukaryota, Metazoa, Arthropoda, Insecta, Hemiptera, Cicadellidae.